GGCCGCUGCUGCCGAGCGGCGGGCCGCUGCGGGCGCGGGGCUGGGGUUGGUUGCGCCGCCGCCGUGCGCCCUCCCUCCCUCCCUCCCGUCUCCUUCCCUCCCACCAAGCCCGCCGCGCGCGCAGGAGCAGCGGCUGUGACAGCGCCGCCGUGCAGCGCCGGCGCCCCCGCAGCUUCCUCCCGUUCUCGGGGCGCCGGCGGCCGAGCCCCCCCCCCCCCCCUCGGCUCCGUACCUGGCGGCUUUGGCCGAGACCACCCCCCCCCCCCCGCGCCCGUCCCCUCCUUGCCGACGGGCAGGAAGCGCCGUUCCCCGGCGGCGGGGCGCGCUGUCAGCGGGCGGGCGGGCGGCCCCGCGGAGCUCCUCGGCGGUACAUGGAUUACCUGGCAUAGAUGAGCCAAGUUCAACCUUCAGAAGAAAAAAACAUCUUCACUCACUUAAAGAAAUUCAUAGUCCAUCCUCAGCAUCUCUGGGUGACUGCAGAAGACAUAGAAUUGUGGCAUCACAGCAGAUUGGAAGUUGAGCCAGUUGAGGACUAUGUCUGAAUGUAUCCAGCUCUCAUUUGCUGUUUGUAGAAUUGGCAUUUACACGUGUUUUAGGGCACUUUGCUGCAAAGGACCACCACCACCACGACCUGAAUAUGAUUUGGUUUGCAUAGGCCUCACUGGUUCCGGCAAAACAAGUCUUCUGUCACAGCUUUGCAGUGAAAGCCCGGAGAAUAUAGUGUCUACCACAGGUUUUAGCAUAAAAGCAGUGCCAUUCCAGAAUGCCAUCUUGAAUGUAAAAGAACUUGGAGGUGCUGACAAUAUCAGGAAAUACUGGAGUCGUUACUACCAAGGAUCCCAAGGGGUAAUAUUUGUAUUAGACAGUGCCUCCUCUGAAGACGAUCUAGAAACUGCUAGAAACGAACUACAUUCAGCUCUCCAGCACCCACAGUUAUGUACUUUGCCAUUUUUAAUACUGGCCAAUCAUCAAGACAAACCUGCAGCUCGCUCAGUACAAGAGAUCAAAAAAUACUUUGAACUUGAGCCACUUGCACGUGGAAAGCGCUGGAUUCUUAAACCCUGCUCCUUGGAUGAUAUGGAGGCAGUAAAAGACAGCUUCUCCCUUCUAAUAAACUUGUUGGAGGAGAGAGACUUCGAACCUUCAAGAAUGUGAAAAACAAGAGGGAAGAGUGGUUCUCCAGGCAUCACUGUACCUGUUCAUUCUGCUCACAGAUUACUUACAGUGUGGUAUCAAGACUGUGCUGUGAUGUUCAUGCCUAGUGCAGAAUGUCUUUUUCUUAAAAUAAAUAUUCUGUGAAUCAGGUACAUGACUAUUUCCAGUAAAGUCGUCUACACUACUGAAAUAGGGAGUUCCUCUUUGUUUACCACUAGUUCUGCACAACACUGCAUGUUGCUUUCUUGCCAUCAUCCUUGAUAGAAAAUUCUGCACGCACAAGAAUAAUAUAGUCUGUAAAGGUGGCAUUCUACUUGCUACCUUGUUUUUUUAAGAAUGACUCAUGUCUUAAGGAUUUGUGAGACUAAUCUGUGUUAGCUUGUUUACUGACCCCACAGUCUGGAAAGCACAGCCACUGAGAACCUUAACAUUACUGAUACCUUGAAGAUCAAGUUGUUUUAUGUCAGUGCAAACGUUAGUCUAAAAUGAAAACACAGUGGAUGUAUUAGAUGAUUCCUCUCCUUAAGCCACUGCAUAACCUUGUCAAAGGCAGAACCAUUAUUUUGCUGGAAGUUCCCUUAAAGGGAAAUUUGCACACAGAUGUGUGCGGGUAACAGUAUUGCUGAAGAAUAGGUGACAUAAAAAGGUAGUUAGAAGAAACAAUGUUUUUAGAAAAUAUACAGAAGCUGGAUAAAAUAGUAGUUCUCACUUAAAAUAAUUUUUUUUAUCAGAGAAGCAAAGCAAAUGUCUGUUAAUUCAGCUGUGGAGGCUUUAUUACUUGUUAUAAGUGUGACUGAUUUUAAGUAAGGAUUGCCUUCUUUAUCACUCAUUGUACGCUACUGUUACUCUAACAGUGCCAAGGCAUCCAUACCAUAAUGAAGGGCCUUCGAGUGUUUGUAUCAUAAACUUCUCCUUUCAAGGGAUUAUAACUUGUUCCUUCGAACUUCCUCUGGGCUACAUGUUACCUAGAAGACAAAAAAGUAUUCAUUGGAAACAGCAUUUGUAAUACUUUUGGAAAAAUCCCAUUUAGUUCCAGUAACACAGUACACACUUCCUCUUUCCAAAUUUUCCCCAGCAUAGAUUUUCAGUUUUUUUAGUGACUUUUGUUGACUUUUAAAACCUAAUUGACUGAUUUUAUUCUUUAAAGAAAUAUGCUAGGUCACUGGUUCACCAUGAAGUCAAUCACAACAGGGUAUGUGCAGAUUGGUCACCAGACUGGUGCACACCUUGAAUGUUGUGCCUUGCGCAUGAGUGUCCGUGUACACAAACUGUAGUUAUGUAUGAGUGGUUCCUCAUGGAUCCUGCUUAUGUUUUGAAACUUGUAACUCCUGUUGCAGGGCUUUAGGCAACAUAUCUUUCCACUCCGAGCAUUUAUUUUUUAAGUUUAAAGUUUAUUGUAGUUUCUUAUUAGUUUAUUUGAAAAAAAGAACAUAGUAAGCAUCAGCCUUUAAAGGCUUAUAAAAGCCAUUUCUCUAUUUCUUGCAGUUAUGCUCCUUGUUAAACAAAAUAUUUUUAUAGGUUUUUGGUUACUUUUCCAUAUCCAUGGAUUUCUUGUAUUGCUCCCUCAGAACUAUUUCUGCCCAUAUGCAUGGCCUGAUGGUUACUAUUUUAACUCAGUUCCUACUAUCAGAACAAAGCUGGAAAACCUGUUAAGCUUUGUGACAGAAUAGACAGAAAGCUUUGCUCAUAAGCAUGAAGGGAAUCUCUUCUUGCUUCAUUUUAUUUCUGUUUCCUGCAAGGCCAAUCACCCCGUUGCUCCUACUCUUGGAAAUAUCAAAAAACUGGAAUUACUCAUUUUAAAGCACACAGACAAGUUCUAUGAUAGUUUAAGCCUCUUUGCUUGUAGAAGCAACUCGGUUGCUUAUCAGUUUCUCUCCUGUGGGUUAAGGAGACUGCUUUACCUGAAUUUGCAGAGGAAAUGGAUCUGAUGUGCAGCUCCACUCUCUCUUUUAGCAAAUGUAAGUUUAGAGAUUACAGAGUCCCAAGAUUUUCUUCCCUGAUUAGGCAAAAUGACAAGUAGAAAAUGAUGGGGAGGAGAAAGAGACUUGUCUCCCAGAGAAGGAAGGCAGUUUGACAAAAAGGAAGGCAAAGAGAUGGAUUCAGAGCUUUUACUGCUUUGUCAUGGAGCAUUAGUUAGGAGACAAAAAAUUAAUUCUUCUCAAUUUUUUUCUCCUUCCUUCCCAUUUUGAAACUAUGGACCAGAAGUACAAAAAAUUGAAAGAAUCCCAACUGUAUCACAGUUUUGGAACUACACUUAUUUGUAUUAUUAAUGUUUCUGGUCCGGUGAUUUUGAGCAACAUGAACUAGUGGUAGAUGUCCCUGUUGAUUGCAGGGGAGUUGGACUAGAUGACCUUCAGGGGUUCCUUCCAACUCAAAUGAUUUUAUGACUCUAGGAUUCUAUGACUUCAUAGUUCCUGAGUUUUAUAUUUUAGUCAUGAUUUCCCAACUAUGCACUGUUGGAAGGUGCUACAUGACUAACAUCCAAAAGGCCCAACAAGUCAAUGAGAAUACAGCUUUGGCACGUGCCAGUGUGCAGCUAGACUGGACCUUUUGAAGGUAAAUGCUUUUUCUUUAUGGGGAUACCAACUGCACAGUAGCAGUGAUUUAUUUUUCAAAAUAACUUUAAAUAUGCUUUUUCUUACUAAUACAGUGAUCAUUCCUCACCGCAGGUUGAAAUAAUACCUCAUAAAUGCUUAAGGCUAAGACCAACGCUUAACUUUACUUUGAAUGUAGUUCUGUGGCUUUGUGUUGUGAAUGGACUUAAUAGAUAUGUACCCUUUUACUGUCUGUGAACACCUUCAACUUUUUAUGGAAGUAUUAAAAAUGCUUAUAGCAGUUCACAUCACACUUCGUUGUCUAAAGUGUUUUGAAUACUUUGGCUAUGGCAGAAUACGUGAGCACUGUGAGCACCAUGCAGAUUUUAUUUGGAUGACCAGUCUCAAUUGCAUUUUCUUGGUUUUGUUUGUGGUUUUCUUGUGUGUGUGUGUGUGUAUGUGUGUGUGUGUGGUUUUUUUUUGUUUGUUUGUUUUUUUUUUUUUUUUAAUCGUUUCACACACGCUCAUCAUUGAGAUGAAAUAAACUUGGGCACUCUACUUUCCAUGCAAGUUCAUUAAGGAGAGAACAUUGUCUUUUUAAAAAAGAUACUGUGCUUUAAUGUUCUUUAGACAUCUGUUAAAUUACUUUGUGUGUAUGUGUGAGUGUGUGUAUGUGUAUGUGCCCACUUCAGGCUUCUUCUCAGAGCUGUAGUUGUCUGCAGCGUCUCAGCCGUCAGAAUGAAAACAUUAUCAAUCAGUAUCCAACAACAGCUGGUUUUGACAAGCUUCUGUCUGCUGCUUAAUGCUUUACAACUUGUCAGUGCAACUUUUUUGUCUACUCACUCUGAGCUGAUAAUCUUACUGCUUCCAUGUUGUGUCCUGUACUUGUACUUCUAGCAUUUGUAUGGAAAAAAGUUAAAUCUUAGUGCAUUUUGAUAUUAUUUCUUGCUGUAUAAUGUUCCACGUGUAUCUUAGCUUGCCUCUUCAAAAUCCGCUAUACAAAAAUCUGUGAUGUAUUAUUUCAUUUAAUUUCUGGCAUUUCAUUAUAUUUAUAGAAGUUGCAGAUUUUUGUACCGUAUUAGUUAAUACAGUUGCCUUUUUGUAAUGGCAAUUAAUUUAUAUUACAAAAGUUUGUAUCUUUACUGUAGUUGAGAGUAUUAGUUAACUGCCAUAUUAUCUUGACUUUAUACUAAAAAUACAGUGUCGCUACGCAAAAGUUGACCCAUUUGGGUGGACAACUUCUAGACAUGAGGAACUUGUACUGUUUGUGAUUUAUACAUGAUUUCCACUAUCAAAAAGACAAAAAGAAAAUAAACACUGUGUAGAAUUGA
Messenger RNA from Gallus gallus (chicken), 5020 nucleotides. RefSeq names its product ADP ribosylation factor like GTPase 15 (gene ARL15). The transcript is spliced from 8 exons. Bases 535 to 1155 code for a protein of 206 amino acids. The record is from RefSeq and is a predicted model, not a curated record. Lineage: Eukaryota; Metazoa; Chordata; Aves; Galliformes; Phasianidae. Gene Ontology annotation, molecular function: GTPase activity; GTP binding.